AUGUUUGCAGAUUACACUAAUAUAUCCUGUGACGGAAAAUUAGCAACUGACAUUCAACAAAAAAUUAACUCAGACUUGAACAGUGUUCAUAAUUGGCUAUUAGCUAACAAACUAACUUUAAGUGUUGAGAAAACAGAAUAUAUGAUUGUUGGUUUGAGACAAAGGCUUAAUCAAAUAAAUUCAGAUCCUGACAUAUUAAUCGGAGAUCAUAUGAUAAAGAGAGUUUCUAACAAAAAAUUCCUAGGAGUG
Molecule: messenger RNA, 249 nt
Organism: Paramuricea clavata
Lineage: Eukaryota; Metazoa; Cnidaria; Anthozoa; Malacalcyonacea; Plexauridae
Source: the annotation of a GenBank genome assembly